AUGGCAAAAAGAGUUCGAGAAAAUGGCAAUGGGGAUGCGAAAAAUGCAAGGCCGAAAAUUGGUGUGGGCAAGAAGCUAAUCAUCAAUGCCUUCGUUGAGAUGUGUAGUGGUCAUCAGUCGCCAGGCUUGUGGAGACACCCUGACGAUCAUUCGCAUGAGUUCAACGAUGUCGAGCACUGGGUAGAGCUUGCGAAGCUGCUCGAGAAAGCCAAGAUCCAUGGCAUCUUUGUGGCCGACGUGCUUGGUGGAUAUGAUGUUUACAACGGCAAUCUUGAUGCUGCAAAAACAUCAGGAGCACAAUGGCCAGUCAACGAGCCUUUGGCUGUUGUAAGCGCAAUGGCUGCAGUGACCAAGAGCAUUGGGUUCGGUGUGACUGUUUCGACAACAUAUGAACAGCCAUACCAUCUUGCUCGGAGGCUAUCGACUAUCGAUCAUCUUUCCAAGGGGAGACUAGGUUGGAAUAUCGUGACAAGCUAUCUUGACUCCGCCGCACGUAAUAUGGGUAUGAGAGAGCAAUUACCGCACGACGAGCGCUACGCCCAGGCUGAGGAAUACGUAAAGGUCAUGUACAAGCUUCUGGAAUCAUCCUGGAGAGACGAUGCGGUUGUUUUGGAUCGGAAGAAGGGCGUAUAUACGGUGCCUGAUCGAGUGCGCGAGAUCAACCACGAAGGGAAGUAUUUCAGUGUGCCCGGUCCUCAUAUUUGCCAACCUAGCCCACAACGCACACCUCUGAUUCUCCAGGCGGGUGCAUCGAAAGCAGGUAAGAGCUUUGCAGCUCAGAAUGCAGAAGCAAUCUUUGUUUCCGCUCAUGCGCCGGAGGUCUGUGCAAAGAAUGUCGCAGAAAUUCGGCAGAUUGCUUCAUCACAAUUCGGUCGGGAUGGAAAGAACAUCAAAUUCCUUGCUCUUGUAACUCCUAUCAUCGGUCGCACCGAAGAAGAGGCCCAGGCCAAGCUUGCAGAUUAUCGAAAGUAUGCGUCUUUGGACGGUGCGCUGGCACUAUUUUGUGGUUGGACUGGGAUUGACCUUGGGAAGUAUGGAGACGACGAGGAACUGCGACACGUGGAGAGCAAUGCUGUGCGGUCUACUGUUGAGGGCUAUGCUCGCUUUUCCCCUGGAACCUCCAAAUGGACGAAACACACAGUUGCAGAACACGUGAGCAUCGGCGGAAAUGGACCUAUUCUUGUUGGUACACCAUCGCAGGUGGCAGAUGGACUGCAAAUUUGGAUUGACGAAGCUGACAUCGACGGUUUUAACAUGGCAUACGCUCUCUUCCCAGGGUCCUUCAAGGACGUCAUUGAGUUGUUACUUCCAGAGCUCAAAAAGCGGGGGUUAUUCUGGGAUGAUUACGCUGUGCCCGGUGGCACUUAUCGGGAAAAUUUCUAUGCGAAGAAGGGACAGAAGGAUUACAUGAUGGCGCCAAGCCCUGUCUUACCCAACUCGGUCAAACCAACCCCUGCUGGGCCGGAAUUAACACCAUCACGACGCGUAGCACAGCUUACGGAACACCUCGUGCCAUCGGGAGGCAUCGAACAGGCUGGAGCUCAGACUGCCACGCCAAUUCCAUACCCAUCUUCGAAGUUGAAGUUGAACCCGACCCGCUGCAUCGAUAAUAUAAGGAAGGUCAGCGUCGCAGUCAUCGGUGCCGGCAUAUCUGGUCUCAAUGCUGGCAUCCUUUUGCCUGCCAAAGUACCGGGUAUUGAAUUAACCAUUUUCGAGAAAAACAACGAUGUCAGCGGCACGUGGCUUGAAAAUGUCUAUCCUGGUGUGCGAUGUGACAUUCCAGCCCAUGUAUACCAAGCAACAUACUCACCCAAUACUCAGUGGUCCGAAAUCUUUGCACGAGGUGCCGAGAUUCGCGACUAUUGGCAGGCACAGGCUAGAAAACACGACGUCUACAGAUACGUCAAGCUUCAGCAUCGCGUUGACGAAGCAGAAUGGGAUGAUACGCAUUCCAAUUGGCGGGUGACAGUACACAAUCUCAAAGAUGGGACUACAUCAACGCACAGUUUUGAUUUCGUCAUCACCGCCAUUGGCCGAUUCAACCAGUGGAAGUUGCCCGAUUAUCCGGGCCUGGACGACUACCAAGGCCAUUUGAGGCACACAUCGAACUGGGAUGUCUCGUUUGAUCCGACAGAUAAGAAAGUUGCUGUGAUCGGAAAUGGAGCAAGUGGUAUACAGGUCGUGCCGAAUCUGCAGCCCGUUGCAAAACACGUCACUCACUUCGUUCGCAAUCCAACGUGGAUCGCAACAUCGUGGGCAGGCGACGAGCGAACUUUUGAACCUCAGCCAUACACCGAGGAGCAGCGCAAAGCUUUGGAAGAUCCCGAGACAUAUUUAGCCUUCCGGAAAGAUAUGGAAGAUAGAUACUGGAGACGAUUUCGAGCCAUGAUCCGUGGGACGACUGAGAACCAAGGCAUGCGGGAGCAAUUCAUUGAAGUUAUGAAAAAGCGGGUAGCGAAGAAGCCCGAAUUGCUUGACGGAUUAAUACCAGAUUUCGCACCCCACUGUAGGCGACUGACACCGGGCCCUGGCUACUUGGAGUCUCUCACUGAAGACAAUGUGGAACUUGUCAAGACAUCCAUCAAGCGUUUUACACCUGGAGGCAUUGAAACGGUCGAUGGCAGGACAUUCGAUUUUGACGCGAUAUUCUGCGCGACUGGUGCCAACACCGACCUCGUUCCACCAUUCUCGAUCAAGGCGCGAGGGAUAGAUCUACACGAAGCCUGGAAGCCUGGGGGUAAAUGGGGAUUCCCAUAUACAUAUUUUGGUCUGGCUGCGCCUGGUUUCCCCAAUUUAUUCUUCCUAGCUGGACCGCACGCUACUGGUCCUUCGGGUACAGUACCGCAUGGCGUGGAGACUUCGCUCGCAUACUUCGCGCAAGUCUUUCGCAAGGUUUCUUCGCAAGGUUACAAGUCUAUAGUGCCAUCUAAGGAGGCGACAGACGACUUUGUCGAUUAUAGUGAUGCUUUCUUCCCAACUACAGUCUUGACUGACAGAUGCUCGUCUUGGAACAACGGUGGAGUUGCUGGACAGCGCAUCCAUGGCUUGUGGCCUGGUUCAGCUGCGCAUUUCACCAUUGCCAGACGUGAGCCACGUUGGGAGGACUUUGAGUUCGAACGUGAACAUAAGGGCAAUCGCUUUGCCUACUUUGGCAAUGGUUACACUGAAGCAGAGCUAGACGAUUCGACUGACUUAACCUCAUAUCUCAGGGCUCCUGGCCAAGAAGUAGAUCUUAGAGAUUUGCAUGAACGCUGGUGGGAUGUUCCAGGUGCAGAAAAGAAGCCAUAG
Alternaria burnsii is the source of this 3288-nucleotide messenger RNA. RefSeq names its product fad nad-binding domain-containing protein. The coding region runs from base 1 to 3288 and encodes 1095 amino acids. Lineage: Eukaryota; Fungi; Ascomycota; Dothideomycetes; Pleosporales; Pleosporaceae. Gene Ontology annotation, molecular function: NADP binding; N,N-dimethylaniline monooxygenase activity; flavin adenine dinucleotide binding. The transcript has 8 exons. The record is from RefSeq and is a predicted model, not a curated record.